ACAAAGACUUGCAAAAAAAUUUUUAUUUGAAGGUAACAAAAGAAAAUUGAAAAGACAACAAAAUGGAAGUAGAUGAAGAAGAGUUCGAGAUGCCCUCAUCCAGUAGCAAGGGUGAGAAGAAACGAUUCGUAAAACCUCUGCUAAUGGCAGAAUUCUUCCCAUCUUCUGAUUCUUUCCCAGACAUUGUUGUUAACAAUUGCGCCAUUUGCCGAAAUCACAUUAUGGAUUUAUGCAUUGAGUGUCAAGCAAAUCAAGCAUCUAUCACCAGUAAAGAAUGCACAGUGGCCUGGGGUGUUUGUAGUCAUGCUUUCCACUUCCAUUGUAUAUCACGUUGGUUAAAGACCCGCAAAGUCUGUCCAUUGGAUAACAGAAUAUGGGAUUUCGUAAUGUAUGAACACUAGUGUUACCUCUAACCCUUUGGAUGAUUGCAGUGGAGCAAUAGCGCUAGAGUUUGAAUAUUUAGGUUAUUUUUUUUAUUCCAAUCAUAUAAUUUGUGUAUGAAAACGUAAUUUUGCAUUAAAAACUAUCGAUUCAACAAAAGAAGUAAU
Musca domestica (house fly) is the source of this 548-nucleotide messenger RNA. Its product is annotated as RING-box protein 1A. The transcript has 3 exons. Gene Ontology annotation, cellular component: nucleus; cullin-RING ubiquitin ligase complex. Gene Ontology annotation, biological process: ubiquitin-dependent protein catabolic process; protein ubiquitination. Lineage: Eukaryota; Metazoa; Arthropoda; Insecta; Diptera; Muscidae. The coding region runs from base 63 to 401 and encodes 112 amino acids. Gene Ontology annotation, molecular function: zinc ion binding; cullin family protein binding; ubiquitin protein ligase activity. The record is from RefSeq and is a predicted model, not a curated record.